AUGGGUGACAAUUCCAGUGUUGAUGAAAAUUAUCUUCAAGAACCAGAUGUUGAGUUCAAUAAUGGUAUUGUACCAAUAGUUGAUAUAGAUGAUAGUAACACCAACAAUAGUUUAUUAAGUUUAUCAGAUAUUUCAUCAGAAAUAAUUUCAGAUGCAGAGUUGUGUACUAUAAAAGAAAUUAAUUACUUGUCUCCUGAAAUUGAUAUUGUCACACGUUGGAAUUCCACAUUCUACAUGCUAAAAAAAUUUAUACAUUUACAACCAGCAUUACAAAUGCUUCAAGUUGAUAAUGCAAAUGUUAGAAGAAAUUAUCCUAUGAAUGAAGAAUUGCAAAAUGUUAAGGAUGUAACAAUUAUGUUAGAACCAAUCGAGCAUGCUACAAAAUUAUUGUCUGCUUCUUCAUAUUGUACACAUGGUGAUGUUAGGUUUUGUUUCUUGAGUAUCUUAGAAGACUUGGAAACUCAUUAUAAUAAUGACAAAUUUACUCAACCUAUGAUUGCAAAUAGCAUUCAUCACAAAUUAGAAGAAUAUUGGCCAUUUUUAGAUACCAGCUCACAAAUUUCUUCAAUAUUGGAUCCCUGUUGUAAAUUAUCAGCAUUUAAAGAAGGAGAGAGGGAGGAU
Molecule: messenger RNA, 621 nt
Organism: Entrophospora sp. SA101
Lineage: Eukaryota; Fungi; Glomeromycota; Glomeromycetes; Entrophosporales; Entrophosporaceae
Source: the annotation of a GenBank genome assembly